AGUGGUACUUCCUGCUUCCCUGAACGGAGGGAGGCCUGGGAGCUGCGGGGCGUUUUUUAUUCAGGCUUGGAAACAGCAAUAGCAGCAGCAGCGAGAACAGCAUCUCUGCCAUGUACAGACACUGAAUCAGCCUCUCUGGAGAGGAGCAGCCUACGCAGACCCAGCCAGUCCUAUGGAAAUGAAGCCCCGAGCACAGCCCGCUCAAUGUGAGGGGCGGGGGGGAGUAUGCUGUUAUUAGUCUCUUGACGUGUUUUUUUUCGUUUCAUUUUUUUCUGUUUUUCGUGGUUUCUUUGUUUUCGUUGUCGUCGUUGUUGUUUCCUGGAGUUGACUAUAAGGACAGGGAGGCGCCGUGCUAACGGCAGGAGCAGCUAGGUUUUUUCCCAGAUUUUUCCAGAAACCAAGCGCAAGAUUGAGCUGCUGAUGUCAGUGAAUUCUGAGAAGUUGUCCUCUUCAGAAAGGCCCGAGCCUCAGCAGAAAGCCCCCCCUGCCCCCCCUCCCCCUCCUCCUCCUCCUCCUCUGCCCCCCGAGCCGGCUGCCCCCCCCGAACCUGAGGAGGAGAUCCUGGGCUCCGACGAUGAGGAACAGGAAGACCCAGCCGAUUACUGCAAAGGUGGGUACCACCCUGUGAAGAUCGGGGACCUCUUCAACGGGCGCUACCAUGUGAUCCGCAAGCUAGGAUGGGGCCACUUCUCCACCGUGUGGCUGUGCUGGGACAUUCAGGGAAAGGGGUUUGUGGCCAUGAAGGUUGUAAAGAGUGCCCAGCAUUACACAGAGACGGCCGUGGACGAGAUUAAACUGCUCAGAUGUGUUCGAGAGAGUGACCCCGGAGAUCCCAACAAGGACAUGGCAGUGCAGCUCAUCGACGACUUCAAGAUUUCAGGAAUCAACGGGAUCCACGUGUGCAUGGUGUUUGAGGUGCUCGGGCAUCACCUGCUGAAAUGGAUCAUCAAGUCCAACUACCAGGGCCUCCCCCUCCCAUGUGUCAAAAGCAUCAUUCGCCAGGUGCUGCAGGGUCUGGAUUACCUGCACAGUAAGUGUAAGAUCAUCCACACGGACAUCAAGCCAGAGAACAUCCUGAUGUGUGUGGACGAUGCCUUCGUGAGGAGGAUGGCAGCCGAGGCGACCGAGUGGCAGAAAGCAGGGGCGCCCCCUCCCUCCGGCUCUGCAGUGAGCACAGCGCCGCAGCUAAAGCCAGUGGGAAAGAUCUCCAAGAACAAGAAGAAGAAGCUGAAGAAGAAGCAGAAGCGUCAGGCGGCGCUGCUGGAGAGGAGGAUGCAGGAAAUCGAGGAGCUGGAGCGGCAGGCGGAGCUCACCAGAGCCCAGGAGCUGCUGCUGCAGAGCGGGAGCCCCGCCCACACAGAGCAGGGGGAGGGCAGCCCUGCCACACAGCACCCCCCAGCCAGGGCACUGCACUCCGCCCAGAGAGGAGAGGAGGAGGAGGAGGAGGAGGGAGGGUGUGAGAACCACAGCGACAGAGCAGAGGAGCGGUGUGGGGAGAAGCAGGACCAGGAGAAGGAGGAAGAGGAGGAGGAGGAGGAGGAAGAGGUGGUUUGGGAAGGAGAGGUGGAGGGAGGUGGAGAUGCCCCCUCAGCAGGGGAGAGGGAACAGCAAAAAGAGGCCUUGUCCGAGCAAACCGCAGCCUGGAUUAACACCCCUACCCCUGCCCCAGCUCUCACCCCUACCCCUACUCUCACCCCCACCCUCACCCCUACCCAUACCCUCACCCCUACCCUCACCCUCACCCCUACCCAUACCCUCACACCAACCCUCACCCCUACCCCUACCCCUACUCUCACCCCCACCCUCACCCCUACCCAUACCCUCACACCAACCCUCACCCUCACCCCUACCCCUACUCUCACCCCCACCCUCACCCCUACCCAUACCCUCACACCAACCCUCACCCUCACCCCUACCCCUACUCUCACCCCUACCCAUACCCUCACACCAACCCUCACCCUCACCCCUACCCCUACUCUCACCCCCACCCUCACCCCUACCCAUACCCUCACACCAACCCUCACCCUCACCCCUACCCCUACUCUCACCCCCACCCUCACCCCUACCCCUACCCCUACCCCUACCCCUACUCUCACCCCCACCCUCACCCCUACCCAUAUCCUUGCACCCACCCUCACACCUACCCAUACCCUCACCCCUGCUCUCACCCCUACCCCUGCUCUCACCCCUACCCCUACUCUCACCCCUACCCAUAUCCUCGCACCCACCCUCGCCACAACCCUCACCCCUUCUCUCACACCAACCCUGCUCCCUGGCGCUGCCAUCGACACCCCCAAGACUAAUGGGCACGUGCUCCUGGGGAACGGGCCCUUCUCCCUGGCAGGAGAGCAGGAAGAGGAGGAAGGAGAGGAGGAGGAGGAGGAGGAGGAUGAUGAAGAUGAUGAGGAUGAGGAUGAUGAUGAGGAAGAGGAGCCAGAGCAGCAGAGGGGGUGCUGCCCCAGCGCCGAGGCGGAGCACAGCAGCUCGGACGGCCGCUGCUCCUACAGCAGCUCUUACGAACACUUCAAUGGAGAGGCGCUCUGGCCGCCCAACGGCCGACACCGCGGCUCCUCCCCACGCUCCCCCGACUUCGAGGCGGUGCCGCCUUGUGGAGCAGACCCCUCCAACGGCACCGAGCACGAGGGCAGCAGCCUGUCCUGGGACCGCAGCAGAACUGUGUCAGCUUCCAGCACCGGGGACCAGCCCAAGGCCAAGACCCGCGCUGCCGACCUGCUGGUGAACCCCCUGGACCCCCGCAACGCAGACACGCUCCGCGUGAAGAUCGCCGACCUCGGCAAUGCCUGCUGGGUGCACAAACACUUCACUGAGGACAUCCAGACCCGGCAGUACCGCUCUAUCGAGGUUCUGAUCGGAGCCGGCUACAGCACGCCCGCGGACAUCUGGAGCACCGCCUGCAUGGCAUUUGAGCUGGCAACAGGAGAUUACCUGUUUGAGCCUCACUCUGGAGAAGACUACUCCAGGGACGAAGAUCACAUUGCAUUGAUCAUUGAACUGCUGGGAAAACUCCCCCGAAAGUUUGCUAUAUCUGGGAAAUAUGCCAAGGAGUUUUUCACCAAGAAAGGGGAGCUGCGGCACAUCACCAAGCUGAAGCCGUGGAGCCUGUUCGACGUGCUGCUGGAGAAGUACGGCUGGCCGGCCGAGCAGGCGGCCCACUUCACUGACUUCCUGCAGCCCAUGCUGGAGCUGGUGCCGGAGAAGAGGGCGUCGGCAGGGGAGUGCCUCACCCACCCCUGGCUCAGCUCCUAGCAGCAGUCCCCCUGAGGCAGGGGCCCGACCCUGCUUCUGAGAGACACGCCCUGUGCCCCGCCCUCCCCCCCCCCCCGCCCACACACACGCACGCUUCCUGAGCGGAGCAGGACAGCCAUGCUCAAUGAUGCAGACGUUCCAGUCUCUCGUUUCUGUGCACGGCGUGCUGGAGGGGAAGGGAGUUGUGAGGGGGGCAGCACUCCCACCCCUCUCUGACACUUUAAACAGGCUCACUUGGUUUUCUCUCUGUCUCUGUGUGUCUUGUGUUGUUGUGUGCGUGUGCUAAAAAAACAAAAAAACAGCGUGUCAGAUUUCUGAACCUAGUUAACAAAGAAAAUAAUUUUCCAAGUGUUUUUGGCAGUUUUUUGUAACGAUUUCUGUAUAUUUUAGCUAAUAAUGUAUUAAAUCCUGCAGUGUGGCAGAGAGUGAGGUGGAGGGGCUGGGUGCUGCAGGGGCAGCGGGUGGAUCACAGAGAGCACGCUUUUCCACAGGACCAGCAAUCAUAAGCUGCGUUUGCAUGUUCCUGAUAUUGCCUGUAUUUGAAUGGGGCUGUUACAGGUUUCUGACCUUGAUCGCAGCAAAGCAGUGCAUACACACAAUUCUGUGAUGCCAUUUGACUUUCCAUUUGAAUAAAAGGGAAACAGCAACACGCUAAAGGGGAGAGGGGGGAUGGCAAGGCUGUCUCUCACACACACAGCCCUCCACUCAGCUCCUGAGUCGGAGCAGGACGGGUCUCUCUCACACACACAGCUCCUGAGUCGGAGCAGGACAGGUCUCUCACACACACAGCCCUCCACUCAGCUCCUGAGUCGGAGCAGGACGGGUCUCUCUCACACACACAGCUCCUGAGUCGGAGCAGGACAGGUCUCUCACACACACAGCCCUCCACUCAGCUCCUGAGUCGGAGCAGGACGGGUCUCUCUCACACACACAGCUCCUGAGUCGGAGCAGGACAGGUCUCUCACACACACAGCCCUCCACUCAGCUCCUAAGUCGGAGCAGGACAGGUCUCUCUCACACACACAGCCCUCCACUCAGCUCCUGAGUCGGAGCAGGACGGGUCUCUCUCACACACACAGCCCUCCACUCAGCUCCUGAGUCGGAGCAGGACAGGUCUCUCACACACACAGCCCUCCACUCAGCUCCUAAGUCGGAGCAGGACAGGUCUCUCUCACACACACAGCCCUCCACUCAGCUCCUAAGUCGGAGCAGGACAGGUCUCUCUCACACACACAGCCCUCCACUCAGCUCCUGAGUCGGAGCAGGACGGGUCUCUCUCACACACACAGCCCUCCACUCAGCUCCUGAGUCGGAGCAGGACGGGUCUCUCUCACACACACAGCUCCUGAGUCAGAGCAGGACGGGUCUCUCACACACACAGCCCCUCCACUCAGCUCCUGCGUCAGAGCAGGAUGGGUGUCUCACACACACAGCCCCUCCGUCGGAGCAGGAUGGGUCUCUGACUGUCUUCCUGUUAAACAUUAUAUCUUGUGCUUUCCUCACACACACCCAGGGACAUGCAAUCCGCAGACAAGCGAAACUCAACCUCCCCAGCACUGCAUCCGCGUGGCAGAGCGAGCAGCACUCAGCAGCUCUGUCUCUGCUGAGUGCUGCUCUCUCUGCCAUGCGGAUGCAGUGCUGGGGAGGUUGAGUUUCGCUUGUCUGCGGAUUGCAUGUCCCUGGGUGUGUGUGUUUGCAUAAGCGGAGCCACUCAGUGAUAACUCUUUGCAAGCCUGACCCAGAACUGUGGCCUGCAAGCAGUUUUACCAGAUUGAGACCUCUGGUAGUUCUGAGGUGUACUGCAGCUGAGCCCGCUCUUCAUAGACCAUUCCAAGCCAGAGCUGUGCUGGCCGUCCCCCAUCAUGAAUGGCUCCGGCAAUCUUGUAUUAUAGCGGAGGUAUGGUUCUACAGUGACUAAAUGGAGUAUGAUGACAAAUAACACUGUAAGUGUAGAGCUGCUAUUUUGUCACACAAAAAAUCCUUUGUAUGGUAUUUUAUUUUCCUUUCUUGUAAAGUUAACAAAGAGAUAAUAUUGAAAAAAGUACAAGUUUGUACGUGAUGUGAAGCUGAAGGGUGAGGGGUGUUCAAGAGUCCUCAAUCUGUGGCACAGUGGUCUUCUCAUUGCCCCGUUACACACACAUUGCAUUCCAUGCCCCCCAGUAACAUUACAAGAAGGGUGCCCUGGUCUGUACCUGUGUCAGGGGUUCACGGUGCCCUGGUCUGUACCUGUGUCAGGGGUUCACGGUGCCCUGGUCUGUACCUGUGACAGGGGUUCACGGUGCCCUGGUCUUUGUAACUGUCGGGGAGUCACGGUGCCCUGGUCUUUGUAGUGUUGUAUAUAGAUAUUAUUUUUUCAUGAUGUUAAACUGCAUUCCUGGAGCGUGUCUGCUGGCAGCGUAGCGCCCUCUAGUGCGCGGGGGAGUGGCUCCUGAUUGUCACCUACCCUUUUGAAUCCCCCUAAACUCUCCCUCAUUCCAAUUGUCCAUUUGCCUAUUUUUGCAAUAACCUAGAUGGUGAACUAUUUCUAAAUGAAAUCUCUGGUGUUGUGACAGUAAUGUGUGUGUGUUGAGGUGCUCCUGUUUGUCUAAUGCACUGUUUGGGGGGUUGAUUUUGCCCUCCCCCUCUAUGAACUGUGCUGUUCACUGGAAUGUGUGUGAUCAAUUAAACUAUUUGCAAUAAUACUACUAAUAAUAGUAAUAAUAUGAAUGCUAGUAAUCUGAAUGACACAUCUCACAGCAGACUCUCCUGCUGUCACUCUUUCAGCCAUGCCGUCCGUUCAUCCUGACACACACAGAGACGGCGACUCUUUCUUUUGUGGUUUUCAUUGACAGAUUUAAUAAAUUGAAGUUGAAACCAAA
Acipenser ruthenus (sterlet) is the source of this 6125-nucleotide messenger RNA. RefSeq names its product SRSF protein kinase 2-like. Lineage: Eukaryota; Metazoa; Chordata; Actinopteri; Acipenseriformes; Acipenseridae. Gene Ontology annotation, biological process: protein phosphorylation; regulation of mRNA processing; spliceosomal complex assembly. The coding region runs from base 421 to 3267 and encodes 948 amino acids. The transcript is spliced from 15 exons. The record is from RefSeq and is a predicted model, not a curated record. Gene Ontology annotation, molecular function: ATP binding; protein kinase activity.